Dissoconium aciculare CBS 342.82 is the source of this 2205-nucleotide messenger RNA. RefSeq names its product Phosphodiest-domain-containing protein. The record is from RefSeq and is a predicted model, not a curated record. The transcript has 3 exons. Gene Ontology annotation, molecular function: nucleoside triphosphate diphosphatase activity; ribonucleoside triphosphate phosphatase activity. NCBI's taxonomy places the organism in Eukaryota, Fungi, Ascomycota, Dothideomycetes, Mycosphaerellales, Dissoconiaceae. Gene Ontology annotation, biological process: nucleoside triphosphate metabolic process. The coding region runs from base 1 to 2205 and encodes 734 amino acids.
AUGGAUGCACAAGAUGGCGUGCGCUCUGAUUCCGCAGGCAGGACAUAUUUCCACUUAGCGGAAGAAGACCAUUUCGACCAGAAGGCGCAGAGUGCUAGCGGUUCAAGGGAAUCAUCUGGCGACUAUGACCGUGCAUAUGCGGACGACGAAACCGAGAUUCGCACAUCGCUCGAACGACGACAACAUGAUUACGAAACUCUCACCGCCGAGGAAGAAGCCGAGCGAUUGAUUCUCGGUGGAAACGAUGCUACCUCAGACAGGAAUUUCAAGCAGAAAUCCUCGAGGCAGCGGAAGAAAGGUCUCAUGGGCAGGAGGAAGCGCAGUAGCACAGCGAUGGACGCUGAAGGCGAGCUCCUCUUCAAGGCUGAAAAGGGCGGGCGUUCAUCGAGCGAAGACAGCCAUGAUUCGGACUCAAGACGUUCAAAUGGAAACCCGCUGAAUCAGAAAAGGUGCUGCUGUACCGUAACGGUCGGUCUGACAGCAGUCGUGAUCGUGACAAUUGGAAUACUAUUCAUCGCCUACAUGAUUUCGAAUGCUAUGCAGGAACCUCCCGCAUCGAACAUGGCGAAGACGUUGUCGAACGGGACUCAUAUUUUCAAACCGACGACCAUCCUCAUCUCUUUAGACGGCUUCCGAGCCGACUUUCUCAACCGAGGUCUCACACCAACGUUGCAAUCUUUCAUCAAACAAGGCGUCUCACCCGAAUACAUGAUGCCAUCAUUCCCCUCAGUGACAUUUCCCAAUCACUUCACACUUGCGACUGGGCUAUAUCCCGAGGCGCACGGCAUUGUCGGAAACACCUUUUGGGAUCCCACAUUCGAAAAGGAAUUCUAUUAUACAGAUCCUGCCCGGAGCAUGUCACCGGAAUGGUGGAACGCCGAGCCUAUUUGGGUGACCGCCGAAAAGCAUGAUCUUCGUUCGGCGAUUCAUAUGUGGCCCGGUAGCGAGGCACAUAUCGGUGGAAUUGAACCGACUUACCUCGACAGAUUCAACAGUAAAGAACAUUUAGACAAUAAAGUGCGCCAGGUGAUCAAUUGGCUCGACCUUCCGGGCCCUGAAGACCCCAACACAUCCAAGGAUACUCCGAGACCACAAUUGAUUGCAUUUUACGUACCGGAUGUUGAUAGCGAUGGUCACGCGUUUGGACCCAACUCAACCUAUAUUCGAUCGACCAUUGCCGAAGUGGACGGCAUGCUCGGAAAGCUCGUCACCGCCCUGGACCAGCGCAACCUGACGGAUAUUGUGAACGUGGUGGUCGUUUCGGACCACGGCAUGGCCACGACGUCCACUGAACGACUGAUCCAAUUCGAAGACCUCAUAGACCCAGCCCUCAUCGCCCACACCGACGGCUGGCCGCUCUACGGUCUCCGACCCGUGGACCCGUCCCCCGAAAACCUCCAGAAGCUCUACAACGACCUCCUCGCCAAAUCCCUCCUGCCAGAAAACAAAGACCACUUCAAAGUCUACCUCCGCGACACCAACAUGCCCCCCGAAUACCACUUCUCCCGCAACCCGCGCAUCGCCCCCCUCUGGAUCGUCCCCGCCGUAGGCUGGGCCAUCGUGACCCGCUCCGAAUUCGACCUCUCCUCGACAUCGUCUUCGGCCCAAGUCUACCACCCCCGCGGUCUGCACGGCUACGACCACACGCACCCCCUCAUGCGCGCCAUCUUCGCCGCCCGCGGCCCGGCCUUCUCCCAUCAUCUCCCCGCCGGCACCCGCCUCGAGCCUUUCCAGAACAUCGAAGUGUACAACCUCGUCUGCGACAGCCUCGGGAUCCCGCCCGUGCCGAACAACGGCACUCUGCGCCUGCCGUUCACAUCCGCGCAUUCGGCUCCUGCGGGCCCGGCGUCGACGACGGCGGCGGCGGAUUAUGAGGAUGGUGAUAUCUCGGCGGCGCUGGAAGUCCCGCAUGGUUCUUCUUCUUCUGCUGCUGCCCUGGAUGACUCUGCGGGACAGAUCCUCCCGCCGACAUUUCCCGUGGUGGGCGUCCCUGAUGCGGAGAAGGCGCCUGGUGGUGGUGGUGGUCAUGACGAUGCGGCCAGUCCUGCCCUUUCCACCCUCACCGGCGUGUUGGUGGGUGCGUCACCACCGUCGUCGCUGCCGUCGCCGUCGCCGCCACUGCCUGCGCCCGUGGGAGGGGAGAAGAAGACCUUUUGGGAAUGGAUGAGGGAGAAAUUCAACAGCAUCAAGAACUGGGGCGGAUGA